GGGGAACUUCCCCCACCUCCGCAGCGCGCCCCUUCCGGGAUGCCGUUCGCUUGCUCGGCUGGGCUAACGACGCCCUGCGAGGGCAAAUUGCGGAAAGCGUAUUCAUGGGCAUGAUUGCCAUUAAGGGCCAAUGCACCCGGGAGCCGCAGCGCUGCGUCAAGGGGAAAUGGGCAUCUCAUUUGCCCGCGGCCUACCCGCCGCAUCCGCCGCCCUCACUCUCCUCUCCUCCCCCGCUCGGCCGGCUUGGCUUUGCUGCGCGCUCCCCCUCCGGCCUUCCUCCUCCGACCCGCGCUCCCCUAGCAGCCGAGAUACGCAGGCCCGGCCGAGCAAAUACAUUCAUUUAAAGGGCGACUAAUGUGACCUCGACGACAGCGGUCGCGGGAUAUCGUAAGUCCCUCCCCCGGGCCCUCGCUGUCGCCCGGGUCCCUUUGGGUGCCUUUGGGGACCCCGCUUGCGCAAGACCGCCGGCCGGGGAACUGCACCCGCCUCCUCUAACCGGCGACGCUUUGGCCUUUGUUUUGUUUUGUUUUGUUGGAGGCUCGGCAAGGCCCUUUGCUCCGAAAGCAGAAGCCCCCUUCCCUAUGCAGGCUGGCCACCGCUUUGCACAUGUUCAGAGACGCGGCUUCUUGAAGACACGGUUUCAAUGCUGAGCGGCUACAUCCUUAGCCUAGAUCGCAACGGCAGCGCGGCACGACCCGUUUCUCCCCCGGCACUAGGCUCCCCUAGCCGGUCCGGAAGGCUGCCUCCCUAGAAGUCCAAAGGGCCUUCUCCGCUCUCCUCCCCCGCCGGAGAUCCUCGGACGCUCUGCCUUCCCCUCCAGCCCCUCGAGCGCUCUGCGUUAUCUGCCCUUGAUCGCUCUCUCUCUCUCCGCUCGCGCUUUUUGCGCUCGGGCGUCGCAGCAGAGAACCCGGCGCUUACCAGCGGGCGGCGGGGCGGCGGGGGGGGGGCGCAGAGAGUAGAGGCUGCUUGCCAGGGGCAUCGAGGGGGCAACUUUAGGAAGUAGGGCAGACGGGCUCGGAUUCCCCCCCCCUCCCCUCUCCCUCCUUAGUUCGGGACUUCGUUUUGGCCUCCGGAGGUUGAGCGCGCCAAGCCAAGCCGCUCUCCUGCCUUGCCCUGAACUCUGGCCCCUGUGAGUGAGUGUGUGGCGGCGACAGGGCUGGUGUGUGCCUAAUAGGAAAUAGUAAAAGCAGUGAGGCAGGUCAGUCGGCCAGCGACUACGGCCCGGCUCUGCUCCACGACGCCAGUGCGUCCGCAAAGGCAGGCAGAGCCGCCGGAGCAGCCUGGCCGAGCAGCUGGGUUAUCCGGGCGGCGGCUGCGCAGGCCUCGCUGGUGGUGGCGGCGGCGGGCGCUGCUGCCGCUGCUGCUCCUCUCCUGGACUUGCUGCUGCUGCUGCUGCUGCUGCGGCUGGCGGCGCCUCCGCUCGCCCCCCGCCCUCCGAUGAGCUCCUACUUUGUCAAUCCGCUGUACUCCAAGUACAAGGCGGCGGCAGGAGGGGGCGAGCCGCCCAUCAAUCCCGCUUACUACGACUAUCACUUUGCGCCCGCCGCCGCCGCCGCCGCCGCCGCCGCCGCCCUGCUCUACGGGAACAGCGCUGCAGCCGCUGCAGCCGCGGCCGCCGCUUCGGGCUACCCCCCUGCGCCGCCGGCUCCCGGGCCCGGCCCGGCCGUCAGCGGCGCGGAGUACUUCCACCCUUCUCCCCAGGCUCCUCUUCCUCCUCCUCCUCCUCCUCCUCCCCACUCGCAGCAACCGCAGCACCUGGCCGGGGGGAGCCCCUCGGCUUACCAGCCUCCCCCGCCUCCUUUGCAAGCCCCCUGCUCCGGCCUGCCUUGUUCAGCCGAGCCGACCAAGUUUUACGGAUACGAUAACUUACAGCGACCGACGAUUUUUACGACACACCAAGAGGCCGAGCUGCUUCAGUAUCCCGACUGUAAAUCGUCCUGUGCUAAUAUUGGCGAGGAAUCAAGGCCCUUAAAUCAGGGCUCGUCUCCUUCUCCAGUGUUUCCUUGGAUGAGACCACAAGCAGCUCCCGGGAGGCGGAGAGGGAGGCAAACCUACAGCCGUUUCCAAACUUUGGAGCUGGAAAAGGAGUUCCUGUUUAACCCCUACUUGACCAGGAAGAGGAGGAUCGAGGUCUCCCACGCGCUAGGACUGACCGAGCGGCAGGUCAAGAUCUGGUUCCAGAACCGGAGGAUGAAAUGGAAAAAAGAGAACAACAAGGACAAGUUCCCUGCCACUCAGCAAGAGGGGAAGGAAGGAGAGAUCAAAAGGGAAGCCGACAGAGACCUGGAAGGACAAGCCUCGGCCCCAGCAAAUUAACAUCUUCUUCCUCCUCCUCUUCUUCCUCCUGCUGCUGGGAACCUGGGCCAAAGACUUCGGGGCAUCAACGGAUGGAUGGACAGGCCGGGGGCGCUUGUCUUGAUCUCUGCCACCUCCACCAUGAUUGGACAACUCUCAAGGCACCUUUUGUUUUCUUUGAAACUACCUUCUGACAUUUCUGGGCUAGAUGAGAGUUAGGCUUUUGUUACUGCACUGGGCGCCUUAGCUGAUUCCCAUAUGGCAACUGCUGCACUUUCUACAUUUGUUAUUGUCCUUCCUUCCUUCCUUCCUUCCUUCCUUCCUUCCUUCCUUCCUUCCUUCCUUCCACCUCCUUGGACUUUGAUACUAAAAAAGCUAGUAGUUUUUUUACCUGCAGAUUUUUUACUAAGGAUUUCUUUUUUUCCCCCAAGGGCGGAAACGUCCGGCCUCUCCUAUUCCUUUAAGAAUCAAACCAGCUAAGUGCACUUCUUUAGCUCGCUUAAAAUGGUUCAAUCCCCCCCCUUUCUUUCUCCUAAAUUAACUUAAUUAAGAGAGGAAAUAAUUUGUGGACCGAUGAGGGACGUAAGAAAAUAUUUUAAUUAAACACUGAUUUUUUUUCUCAUUAUCGAUAAUCAAAAUAAUAAUAAUAAUAAUAAAAAAUCCGACGUGUUAUUUAUGA
This is a messenger RNA of Crotalus tigris (Tiger rattlesnake), 2974 nucleotides long. It is a transcript of the gene HOXD8, whose product is annotated as homeobox D8. Bases 1438 to 2316 code for a protein of 292 amino acids. Gene Ontology annotation, biological process: regulation of transcription by RNA polymerase II. Gene Ontology annotation, cellular component: nucleus. The transcript has 2 exons. Gene Ontology annotation, molecular function: RNA polymerase II transcription regulatory region sequence-specific DNA binding; DNA-binding transcription factor activity, RNA polymerase II-specific. The record is from RefSeq and is a predicted model, not a curated record. NCBI's taxonomy places the organism in Eukaryota, Metazoa, Chordata, Lepidosauria, Squamata, Viperidae.